AAGAGUAUUAAGAGCUACAGAGAUGGGAAGUAGAGGUAGUAAUCGUGUGGGAGAUAGAUGGAAUGAGAUGGGUUGUGAUGAGAAAUCGAGCGUGAUUCAGGAAGAGAUCAAAAGGGUUAGUAAGCUUCCUUCCAAUAGUGUUUAUGCAGUUCAUCGUCUCAAGGUUCUCAACAAAAUCAACGAGCUUUUAUCUGUUCAAAGAACGUUAUCUCAAGAGAGGGAGUUAGAGUUGCUCUUCACACAGCUCUCUCUGUAAAAUAUCCAAGAUUUUGAUGUACAAGGUUGUGCUGUGCCUCCGUUUCACAUUUCUUUUACGAAAAUGUGCUAUGUUAGAUUGGAUUUUACGUCUAUCUAUUUUACUAAUGUAAUUUUAACAUUUUACUAAAGAUUGCUGGUUGAUCAAUGAUACGGUGUUCCUUGGUUCUAAGUUUAUGUAUUACUUUAGUUCCUUAAGGACAUGUCUGUAUGUGUGGCACUUUGUAAUUAACCAUUUUAUCAGA
Camelina sativa (false flax) is the source of this 500-nucleotide messenger RNA. RefSeq lists its product as uncharacterized. The record is from RefSeq and is a predicted model, not a curated record. Lineage: Eukaryota; Viridiplantae; Streptophyta; Magnoliopsida; Brassicales; Brassicaceae.